Drosophila mojavensis is the source of this 2536-nucleotide messenger RNA. It is a transcript of the gene nst, whose product is annotated as phosphoacetylglucosamine mutase. The transcript has 3 exons. Gene Ontology annotation, molecular function: phosphoacetylglucosamine mutase activity; magnesium ion binding. Gene Ontology annotation, biological process: carbohydrate metabolic process; UDP-N-acetylglucosamine biosynthetic process. The record is from RefSeq and is a predicted model, not a curated record. Bases 188 to 1834 code for a protein of 548 amino acids. Lineage: Eukaryota; Metazoa; Arthropoda; Insecta; Diptera; Drosophilidae.
CUCUUCACAUUCAUUCAGCUGGUUCGCGCACUGACACGCGUUGCUUUUCGACGGUUUCUUAUAUGUGGGCUACUUUUAGUACAACAACAAGAAGGUGAAAACGGAAAGUAGUUUUGCGACUGGUUGCGAGUUUUCACAAGGAUCGUCAGUGCCACAGAGAUAUCGAGUCAGCAAUUCAGUUAUCAACAUGUCUAUCAAUUUGCGCACCGUUUACGCUUUUGCGAGAGAAAUGUAUCCAAAAGUAUCAAAGGAAACCAUUCAAUACGGAACAGCUGGGUUUCGCGGCAAAGCCGAGCUCUUGGACAGCGUUAUGUUCCGUAUGGGCGUGUUGGCCACUUUACGCUCCCGGUUUAGAGAGGGCUCUGUCAUUGGCGUAAUGAUCACAGCCUCGCACAAUCCGGAGCCCGACAAUGGCGUUAAACUGAUCGAUCCGAAGGGUGAAAUGUUGGAGCCCAGCUGGGAGAAGAUUGCCACAGAUCUGGUGAACGUCAGCGACCAAGAUCUGGAGCAGCAUGUAGCUAAAAUAAUUAAGGAUAAUGAAAUCGAUAUUACCUCAAGCUCUUAUGUCUACGUGGGUAUGGACAAUCGCUAUCAUAGCCCACGCUUGCUCAAAGCUGUGGCAGAUGGUGUCAUCGCACUGAAGGGGAACGUACGAGAAUUUGGCAUAGUCACCACGCCAAUGAUGCACUUUUUCGUAGUGGCAGCCAACACAAAAGAGGCGUAUGGUAAGCCCACGGAGGAGGGCUACUACGAUAAGCUUAUUUCCGCCUUUGAGAAACUUCGCAAUGGCCAGCUGGAGAAUGGUAACUAUCGCAAUCGGCUGAUCUUUGAUGGCGCAAACGGAGUUGGUGCUAGGAAAAUGCUGCAAUUCAACAAGCGCAUGAAUAAGUCUCUCAACGUUACGGUUAUAAACCAGGGCGUUGGACCGGGCAAGAUCAACGAGGAGUGUGGUGCUGAUCAUGUCAAGGUGCAGCAAAGACCUCCAGUGGGCAUGCCCAUUGUGGAACCGUAUACGCGCUGUGUCAGCGUCGAUGGCGAUGCUGAUCGUGUGGUCUACUUUUUCACUGAUGAAACGGGGCAAUUUAGGCUGCUCGACGGAGACCGGAUAGCCACCCUAGUGGCUGGCUACCUGAUGGACUUGAUUCAAAGUUGCCAGUUGGACCUACGAUUGGGCCUAGUGCAGACGGCCUAUGCCAAUGGCGCGUCCACAGAUUACAUUGUCAACGAAUUGAAGGUGCCCGUUUCUUGUGUGCCCACAGGUGUUAAGCACUUGCACCACAAGGCGCUGGAAUAUGAUAUUGGCAUCUACUUUGAGGCCAAUGGCCACGGCACCAUUGUGUUCAGCGAUAGUAGUAAGGCGGCGAUAAGCGAGGCUGCCAAGACGAACCCCAAAGCGCAGACUCUGCUGCUUGUUAUAGAUCUGAUCAAUGAAACUGUGGGCGAUGCCAUCUCCGAUAUGCUGUUGGUAGAGACGAUUUUGAAUCAGAAGGGCUGGGAUGUUAAAGACUGGAUUUCGAGCUACGACGACCUGCCGAAUCAACAGCUUAAGAUACAAGUCAAGGAUAGAAACGUUAUCCAGACCACAGACGCAGAACGCGUGUGUGUAAAACCGGAGGGACUACAGGAUGAAAUCAACCAAGUCGUUGCAAACUACAAACGUGGACGUGCGUUUGUGCGUCCAUCCGGCACAGAGGAUGUAGUACGCGUAUACGCCGAAGCUUCAACAAGAGAAGACGUUCUUCAGCUGGCGUACGAGGUGGGACGAUUGGUGCAAAAACUUGCGGGUGGUGUCGGACCGGAAUUAGUUAAUCCAAGCAACAAUGCUCAUUUGUAGUCAAUAUUUUGUAGAAGGCUUGCGUGCUUAGGCAUAAUCUCACAGAAUCGCAUUUAACCGGCGUGCUUAAUUGGUAGCUUUUAUUUUACAUCCUACUUGGGGGAAAUUUGUAACUAGUAUGUUAAAUUGAAACACCGCCUUAAAGUAUACCCAAUUUCAAUCACUUACAAAUGCAUUUAUAAUGUAAUAAUAAUCGCAAAAGUGAUUAAUUUGUUAUGUUCUUAAAAGAAAAAUAAGCUAAAAUUCUCAAAUUCGAUUUUUUUUUAUAUAAUUUACAACUGUUAAAGAAUUGUCAGCAAUGCAUCGAUAUAAUUUUUAAUAGAAAAGUCAGGGUGCUUAACUAUAUGCCUGUUCCUAUUCUUAAGUACUUUUACACUCAGUCAUACACCCAUGUGAACCUCUUUAACAGCAAUAUGUACUUUUACAAAUGUGUGUACUUGGAGACAAUUCAAGAGAUUUUAUAUUCUUGCCAGAAUAAAAAGUACGGAGACUGUUAUCACAAUAUUGUGACUGUCACAACUAUAUAAACCCGUAGUUUACUCAAAUUUAUAAAGGCUUACAUAUCGUUAGAUGUGUUUCCCCUUGUAUCCUGUAUAGAAGGUAUAUAAAUUUUAAUGGCAUUGUCUUAGUUUAAAAUGUGUUCCAUAUUUUUUUAUACUUCAAAUUUCGAUAGUGAAAUAUAUAACAAAAAUAUUUUAUAUA